Alnus glutinosa is the source of this 950-nucleotide messenger RNA. RefSeq lists its product as uncharacterized. Bases 72 to 944 code for a protein of 290 amino acids. The transcript has a single exon. Lineage: Eukaryota; Viridiplantae; Streptophyta; Magnoliopsida; Fagales; Betulaceae. Gene Ontology annotation, molecular function: polysaccharide binding. The record is from RefSeq and is a predicted model, not a curated record.
CCAAUGGCGCCAUUGAAGCCAUUUAGUUUCUCAUAAAUUCAUAAUCUUCUCUCUCUCUUUCUCUCUAAAAAAUGGCAAGAGGAAUGCUCUUUCUUUUUCUUCUUGUAGUCCUAGUUCAUGAAACUUGGAGUGCGAAAGAUGAUGGACGCUGUGUUCCUUCUUCUUGCGGCAAUAUUCAGAACAUAAGCUAUCCGUUCGCGCUAAAAGACGACCCAGAAACCUGCGGCGAUCCAAGGUAUAGGCUUUCAUGUGAGAACAACCAGACAGUGUUACACUUGUAUGCCGGAAAAUACAACGUGCGGGAAAUCAAUUACACUAACUUCAUAAUCCGAGUUUCAGACUCCGGUAUUCAGGAGAAUGAUAACCACUCCAUCAUCCCUGAUUAUUUUCUAAGUGCCGAAAAUUUCACUAAGGUUUCGGGCUUUAAACCAAUAGUCAUCAAAAAGGUUCCAUCUACCCCUUGGGAUUCAUCAACAACUUCAAUACAGUGGGGGCCUUUACCACUAGUUCCACUACUGCCUGCGGUUUUCGUGAGUUGCAAAAAGCCAGUGAAUUUUCCAAUUUAUACAUAUGUGAACAUUUCUGCUUGCUUUAUUAACUCUUCCAAGGGGUAUAGAUAUAUUCUGCUUAGCACAGAUGAGAUGCAGAAUGACACGUGUCAAGUUGAGAAAACUACUUUGACAUCGCUGGACAUGUUUUACUCUGAACAGGGAAAUGAUUCCUGUUCAGAUGUCCACGAUUAUUUGGUAUUUGGUUUUGAGCUUUCAUGGCAACAAGUUUAUUGUGGAAGCAGCUGCGCCGGAAUAAAUGACACCUGCUACUUUGAUGACGCCAACAAAUUUGGUUGCCUCGUCGGUACUGACUUCAAUACUGUAAAUAAUGGUGCGCAAAAAAUUCUUAUUUUGCUUUUGCAUAUUUCUUUCUUUCAUAAAUAUAUAGCUUAAGAUAUU